AUGACCGUCCCCGAGUACGCCGCAAGGUUCAACAAACUCUCGACGCGCACCGGCUACUCCAAAGCUGACCUCCGCGACCGCUUCUACGAACACCUUGCGGACUCCAUCAAGGACAAGUUGGUACACAUGGCAAGGCCCAUCGCUUCUCUGGAGGACCUCAUCACGGUCUCCUCCGACAUCGACGUCCGCGUUCGCCAACGCCGUGCUGAACGAGAGCACCAGCGCGGACGCACCGCGACCACCAUCACGGCCACCAAGCCAGCUGCCCCUCUGCACACCACGCCCUUCACGCCGCAUAUCAGAGACCCGAACGCAAUGGACAUCGACGCCACCCGCACGCGCGAGGAGUUCAAUCGCCUCAUGCGCGGCAAGUGUUACGGCUGCGGGUCUAUGGCGCACGUCAAGAAGGAUGGCGGCCACGACCGGGACAUCUGUGGCUACUGUCGCCGCGUAGGGCACCGCGAGACAGUAUGCAUGGACAAGUUCCUGAAGAAGCCCCGCUCGCAGAAACUCGCUGCCACAGAGGAAGGACCGGAGGAGCCCCAGGUUGCAGUGUCAACGUCGACGUCUGCGGAUGCCGGAGCGACCAACGCCCUCAUUGCCCAGCUCAUGGAGCAGCAGAAGGCCCUCGCCAACCAGCUUGCCUCUCUGCAGAAGUCUUUUUAG
Messenger RNA from Dichomitus squalens LYAD-421 SS1, 666 nucleotides. RefSeq lists its product as uncharacterized. The record is from RefSeq and is a predicted model, not a curated record. The coding region runs from base 1 to 666 and encodes 221 amino acids. Lineage: Eukaryota; Fungi; Basidiomycota; Agaricomycetes; Polyporales; Polyporaceae. The transcript has a single exon.